AUGUCGGAGGUAGAUCCCCCUCAGGGGGACGAGUCUUCUUCGCAAAAUAAGCAACCAUCUUAUGCAGCUGCAGUGACUAAGCGUCCUUCGCUUAAGAAACAUGACUAUGAUGUUAAUUGGGUGGAUGGAGUCCCAACGAUUGUGGUUCCUGAUGUGGUGCUUCAGGAUUCGGUUCCUCUCUGGGACGAUUUCUUGGUAGGUAGGUUUCCUUCAGCGGCUCCGCAUGUUGCAAAAAUUCAUGUAAUAGUCAACAAGAUCUGGCCUCUUGGCGAUAAGUCAGUCCGAAUAGAUGUCUAUGAAAAUUCUGCAACCUCUGUUCGUUUCCGUAUUCGUGAUGAGGCUACCAGGAAGAGAGUUUUGAGACGUGGAAUGUGGAAUAUUGCGGGAGUACCUAUGAUGCUCGCUAAAUGGUCCCCCCUUCCAGAGGAUGCGCAGCCUGUUAUCUCUUCGAUGCCCUUGUGGGUUUCUCUGAAGAAUGUUCCUCACUCUCUCUUUUCUUGGGAGGGUCUCGGUUUUUUGACCAGCCCAAUAGGUAAUCCUAUUAGGUUACACCCGGAUACUGAGUUGUGCAGUCGGUUUAGUGAGGCUAAGGUUUUUGUGGAUGUCAAUCUUACGCAAACCUUGCCUUCCACGUUUCGUUUUCAAUUGUCAAAAACAGAGGAUGUAACUGUGGAGUUCCAGUACCACUGGCUCCCUCCGAAAUGCUCUCGAUGUAACGGGUGGGGGCACAUUAGUGAUGACUGUGUGUCUGCUCCAGUGUCCCCUCCAAAAGAUUCUGAUGUUGUUAUUGAAGAAGGGGAAAUAGUUUCUCCGAAAAAGGUUAAGGAGGCAGAGGUUCCUCCUCUGGUCCCGUUUCAGCAAACUGCAGUUACUGCUGCUGCAGGUGUGAGUAAGGACAUUCCUUCUCAAGUGGAUGAUGCUGCCGGUUGGUCAGUUGUCUCUCCCGGGAAGGGCUGUAAGAACUCUGACAAAGCUCGUAGUCCGUCUGCUGUAGGACAUAUUACUGUUUCCGGCUCUUCUAGAUUCUCGGUUCUGGGGGAUACAGAGGAUGUUGGUGACUCGGAAAUGGCUAACUCUGAUCAUUUGGCUCCGGUUGCUCCGGACCCGGUUGCUGUAGUUACAGAGCCUGCAGGAAAGAAUUUAGCUACUGUAGUUCCAACAAAGCAGACAGCUGCAUUGGAUGUUCCCAUUCGUGCUUCUCUGCCACGGCAGACGAAACAGUUACACAAGACUACUUCGGAGUCUUCUUCUCAGCAAGCCAAGGGGGCUCCUCCUGGCUUUGGGUGUUUACUUGAAACGCGUGUCCAGGAAACUAAGGCCCCUAGGAUCAUUUCUUCAGUGUUCCGUGGAUGGUCUUCGAUUACUAACUAUGAGUUCAAUGAUCUUGGUCGUAUUUGGGUGGUAUGGAAGGACGAUGUGCGUGUAACGCCGGUUUUUAAGAGUGGUCAGGUCGUCACCUGCUCAAUUCUUUUGCCUGGUAACACUAUGGAAUUCUUUGUCUCGUUUGUCUAUGCAUACAAUUUGGCUGAAGAAAGAAAGGAGCUUUGGGAGGAUCUUAAGUCACAUUUUGACUCCCCACUUUUUACAAAUCAGCCUUGGGUGAUAGUUGGAGAUUUUAACGAAAUACUUGAUGGUGUUGAGCACUCUACUUAUGAUGACAACCCCUUUGUCACUAGUGGGAUGCGGGACUUUCAGGAUGUGAUACGGCAUUGUUCGUUAACAGACAUGCCUUCGCAUGGUCCUCUGUUUACCUGGGAAAACAAGCGAGCUGAAGGUCUAAUUUGUAAGAAGUUAGACCGUAUUCUGGUUAAUGAGGAUUGGAGUCGUCGCUUUCUUGAUGCUUAUGGUGUUUUCGAAGCUGGUGGUUGCUCAGACCACCUUCGCUGUCGUUUCUCAGUAGGGAACCAAGUCUGCAAACCUAGAGGGCCAUUCAAAUUUACGAAUGCUAUCAUGUCCUGUCCAGAGUUUCUUUCCACCGUGCAAGCUUUCUGGGAUACCUCGGAGAGCCUCUAUCACUCUACCUCUGCUAUGUUUCGUUUUGCCAAGAAGCUUAAAGCACUAAAACCUCUAUUAAGGUCUUUAAGUCGCCGAAAGCUUAGUAAACUCUCAGAGCAGGUGGAGGUUUCCCACAAGGAUCUUUGCCAGAAACAACUUGCUACGCUCUCAAAUCCCUCGUCGGCUGCGGAGGAGGCUGAGGACCAAGCAUUUCAGCGGUGGAAUCAUCUGUCUGAUCUGGAGGAAUGUUUUUUGAAACAACAGUCCAAGUUACACUGGCUAUUGGUGGGUGACAAGAACAACAAAUUUUUUCACAGAGCUGUCAAGGUUCGACAAGGCCAUAAUGCUAUUCGAGAGAUUCUCUGUCAGGAUGGCUCCAUUGCAAAAACUCAACCGGAGAUUAAAGCGGAGGCAGUAAGGUUCUUUGAGGAGUUUCUAACUUUGGAGCCAAAUGACUAUGAGGGGAUGAGUGUUUCUCAGUUAGAGGAGAUAGUGUCAUUUCGUGUCUCUUCUCCUCAACAGGAGGGUUUGUUGAAGUUGGUUUAUGAUGAAGAGAUUCGACAAACGCUAUUUAAGAUGCCGGUUGGUAAGUCCNUGAGGGUUUGUUGA
This is a messenger RNA of Camelina sativa (false flax), 2604 nucleotides long. The record is from RefSeq and is a predicted model, not a curated record. Lineage: Eukaryota; Viridiplantae; Streptophyta; Magnoliopsida; Brassicales; Brassicaceae.